This is a messenger RNA of Eutrema salsugineum, 2368 nucleotides long. Its product is annotated as probable serine/threonine-protein kinase At5g41260. Bases 415 to 1878 code for a protein of 487 amino acids. Gene Ontology annotation, molecular function: protein kinase activity; ATP binding; protein binding. Gene Ontology annotation, biological process: brassinosteroid mediated signaling pathway; protein phosphorylation. Lineage: Eukaryota; Viridiplantae; Streptophyta; Magnoliopsida; Brassicales; Brassicaceae. The transcript is spliced from 10 exons. The record is from RefSeq and is a predicted model, not a curated record.
CAAAGUUCUCUGCUUUUGUCUUCGAGAAAAAUAAAGGAUAGAAAAAGGCAACAAAAGAAAAGUUUCAGAAAAUUUCGGUUCUUGAGCUUUCUCUCUCGAGCUAAGCACACACACGAGCGGCUCGAUUCGUCAUUUCACCUUUUUCCUUUUUCUUCCUCUUCCUCCUCUUCUUCUUCUUCUUUCUUCUUUUGCUCAAUUUCAGUUUGUUUUUUUUUUUCUUCACCGAUCGUUUUCUCGAUUUUGACCAUUUUGGUAUCAUUUUGUAAGUUGAAGAACAUCAAGCUGAACUUUUUUUUUCUUCCUUUCGGGAACUUUGAAAAAUUCAACACGGAUUUGAUCUGUUCAAAGUCUCGAUUGAUAUAAAUUAGCAAAAGAGACGCGGUUUAGGGUUUAUGGUUUGACUGAAAUACUGGAAUGGGUUGUGAGGCUUCCAAGUUGUGUGCAUUUUGUUGCGUUUCAGAGCCAGAAGGAUCCAAUCAUGGAGUCACAGGCUUAGAUGAUGAUAGGAGAGGUGAAGGGAAUGAUUUGCCUCAGUUUCGUGAAUUCUCGAUCGAGACGCUAAGGAACGCUACAUCAGGAUUUGCUGCAGAGAAUAUAGUUUCAGAGCAUGGAGAAAAAGCUCCAAAUGUUGUGUACAAAGGCAAAUUGGAUAAUCAAAGACGUAUUGCUGUCAAAAGGUUUAAUAGGAAAGCUUGGCCUGAUUCUCGUCAGUUUCUGGAGGAAGCUAAAGCUGUUGGUCAAUUAAGGAACUACAGAAUGGCAAAUCUGCUUGGAUGUUGCUAUGAAGGUGAAGAGAGACUUCUUGUUGCAGAGUUUAUGCCCAACGAAACCUUGGCCAAGCAUCUUUUCCACUGGGAGUCACAACCGAUGAAGUGGGCGAUGCGACUAAGAGUAGCUUUACAUAUUGCUCAAGCUUUAGAGUAUUGUACCGGCAAAGGACGUGCACUCUACCAUGACCUAAAUGCUUAUAGAGUUCUCUUUGAUGAUGACUCAAAUCCAAGGCUUUCGUGCUUUGGUCUGAUGAAAAAUAGUAGAGAUGGAAAGAGUUAUAGCACCAACCUGGCGUUCACACCUCCUGAGUAUCUCAGAACAGGUCGCGUGACACCAGAAAGUGUGAUGUACAGUUAUGGAACUCUGUUGCUUGAUCUUCUUAGUGGAAAACAUAUUCCUCCAAGCCAUGCUCUGGACCUUAUACGGGACAGGAACAUUCAAAUGUUGAUCGAUUCAUGCUUGGAGGGCCAAUUUUCAAGUGAUGAUGGGACUGAACUAAUACGGUUAGCAUCUAGAUGCUUGCAGUAUGAGCCUCGAGAACGGCCUAACCCAAAAUCUUUAGUCACUGCAAUGAUUCCUCUUCAGAAGGACCUUGAGACUCCUUCACAUCAACUGAUGGGCAUACCAAGCAGUGCCUCAACAACGCCUCUUUCACCACUCGGAGAAGCAUGCUUGAGAACUGAUCUAACGGCUAUACAUGAGAUUGUUGAAAAACUUGGAUAUAAAGAUGAUGAGGGUGCAGCCACAGAGCUUUCGUUCCAGAUGUGGACCAACCAGAUGCAAGAUUCACUGAACUUCAAGAAAAAGGGAGAUGUUGCUUUCCGACAUAAAGACUUCGCCAAUGCCGCUGAAUGCUAUUCUCAGUUCAUAGAGGGCGGGACAAUGGUUUCCCCAACUGUUUAUGCAAGGAGAAGUCUGUGUUACUUAAUGAAUGAGAUGCCCCAAGAGGCAUUGAACGAUGCGAUGCAAGCCCAAGUGAUAUCUCCUGCUUGGCAUAUCGCAUCUUAUCUUCAAGCUGUAGCUCUAUCAGCUCUAGGACAAGAGAACGAAGCUCACGCUGCUCUUAAAGACGGAUCAAUGCUCGAAAGCAAAAGAAAUGCGCUAUGAUGAUGAUACAGAAACAUGAAGAGGAAAGCGAGAGAGGAAACAAGUAGAUUGUUUUGUCUUCUUACAUUACCGAAGUGUCCCCCAUAGGUUUUGCAGUAGAUAGAAGCUACUACACUGUUCUCAUAUCGUGUGCAUCAUCACUGGUCAGUAUCGGGUUUCGCUCUCCUUGUUCCCUUCCCUUUUCUUUUUAUCUUUUCUUUUUAUAAAAAUCAUCACUUGAAGCAUUCAUCAUUUGGUCUACUGCCGCGUAUUGGACUCUGUUUUUGUUUUUUCGGUUACUCAUUACUGGCAUGAACAAAUUCCCUGUUAUACAAAAGAAAAAGUUUCGUACUUUGAUGGAGAUUUGGUCAUAGAUUGGGAACAGUGUGAUUGUGGAUUUGCUUUGAUGAGAGUUCCAUUAUUUGUAAUCAAUGUUUUGUAAUAUGUAUGUAAAGAAGAAGAGAGCACUAUGUAUUUGGUUUUUUGAUGAUCUUUUGAAUUUUGCAUAUUA